AUGGCCUGCUGCGCCACCCCCUCCUGCUUCAUCCCCGAGGUGACGAGCAGCCUCUGCUUCGCGGUGCCUUCGCCAUGCCCCGGCGGCAGCGGCAGCGCCAGCGGCGACGCAACGUGGCGAGAGACGCCCGAUAGCGGUGCCUCGCUGUCCAAGGCCGCCACCGACUGCCUCCGCACCCUGCGCAUCCACGAUGGCGAGGGCCUCGACACCGUUUCGGCCACAAACUCUUCCAACGACCAGCAAGGCCACGCCUCGACCUCGGCCGCCGUCGUCGAGACGUCCCACCAGCCCGCACCCCUGUCGCGGCGCGGCGAUUCGCACGCCUCGAAGCACACGCCCUUCUGGGACACGUUUGACGCCAUGCUCUCGAACCCCUACUGCCCCGAAACCAACCCGGGCGGCUUCAUCAACAUGGGCAUCGCCAACAACAGCCUCAUGUCGGCCGAGCUACUCACCUACCUGCGCAACCACCUCGACCUCGAGCCCAUCGACCUCACCUACGGCAGCUCGCUCUACGGCAGCACGCGCCUCUUCCGCGCCCUCUGCCACCACCUCAACAGCGCCGAGUUCAACCCGGUCCACGCCGUCGAGCCGCGCCACAUCCUCACGGGCCCGGGCGCCGGACCCAUGCUGGACCAGAUCGCCGAGCACAUCGCCGAUCCCGGCGAAGGUUUCCUAUCGCCCGAGCACAUCGCCGAUCCCGGCGAAGGUUUCCUGUGCGCCGCCCCCUACUACAACGGCUUCGACGCCGACUUUGCCACGCGCUCCCAGGUGCGCUGCGUGCCCGUCUUCAGCCCGGACGGCGACGGCACCGAGCCUUCGUCGUUCGCGGGGCCCUCGGCGCUGCGCGGCUUCGCAUCCGCCUACUCGUCGUCGCAGGCCAGCGGCGUGCCCAUCCGCGCCGUCGUCGUGUGCAACCCGCACAACCCCGUCGGCCGGUGCUACGACCGCGCCGCCCUCGUCCACUACGGCCGCUUCGCCGCCGAGCGCGGCCUGCACCUCAUCUUUGACGAAAUCUACGCCCUCUCCGUCUUCCCCACCGACGACGACGCCGAGCCGCAGCGCUUCAUCAGCGCCCUCGCCAUCGACUGGCAGAACGAGGCCGGACUUCACCCGGGCAGCGUCCACAUCAUCACGAGCGCCUCCAAGGACUGGGGCAUGAACGGACUCCGUAUCGGUAUGCUCGUCAGCCAGCACAACCCCCGGCUCAUCUCGGCCAUGAAGAGCACGGGCAAGCUGUACAUGGUCUCGUCGGCGGCCGAUGCCCUCUUUUCGCACCUCCUCCUCGACGAGAGCUUCUACAAGCCCUUUAUCGCCCUCAACCGGGCGCGCCUGUCGUGGGCCUACGCCCUGGCGCGUGCCUGGUGCCGGCACCACGCCAUCGGCUACGUGGCCUCCAACGCGGGCCACUUUGUCCUCAUUGACCUCUCGCCGCACCUCGCCGUCGCCGCCGCGGGCGGACGCACCGAGCACGAGGCCGAGGCGCUCCUGUGGCGCCGCAUCCUCGAGCGCCAAGUCUGCCUCACCCCGGCCUCGAACUACCACCACCCUACGCCGGGCGUGUUCAGGAUGACGUUUAGCUUGAAGCGCGACGAGAUGCUCGAGGGUCUCGCUAGGUUGGAAGACGCCCUCGGCCUCGAGCACUGGACCCCGCCCCCGCCGCCCUCGUCGCCGUUUGUCCAGCAGCACAAGUAG
Pseudozyma flocculosa PF-1 is the source of this 1695-nucleotide messenger RNA. RefSeq lists its product as uncharacterized. Gene Ontology annotation, molecular function: transaminase activity; pyridoxal phosphate binding. Gene Ontology annotation, biological process: amino acid metabolic process; biosynthetic process. The record is from RefSeq and is a predicted model, not a curated record. Bases 1 to 1695 code for a protein of 564 amino acids. Lineage: Eukaryota; Fungi; Basidiomycota; Ustilaginomycetes; Ustilaginales; Ustilaginaceae. The transcript has 3 exons.